AAAUGUAUAAUAAUUAUUAUAAUUUUUUUUAUUUAUAUUAUAUAUAAAAAUAAAAGUAGAUUAAAUCUUUUUGAUUAAAUUUUAUUUCACAUAUAUUUUGUAAAUGUAUCUUCGGGCAUUCAAUUCGUACUGUUAUUGUUUCGACUUUACGUUCAAAAUUUCUUAUAAUUCUCUUUCUGAGAAAUUGAUGAUUUGUUUAUAUAUGUAUAUAUAUGCUCGACGUAUAUUUUGAUUUCUUGCUUCCGAACAAAUCUUCGACGCGUCAUUUUACUAUUGAAAGUCGUGGCGUUUGGACGUUUCGUUUCGCAGAUUAUCGAUUGAUUAUUGGGAUAAUCUACAAAGAGAGAAAAAAUUUCAAUAUGGACGCUAACAACCAUUCAACGUGAUCGAAAAAGUGAAAAUUUUUGUGAUCACGCGCAAUGUGGUCGAUAGAGUCAGUGUUUAUUUCGUAAUAUUUCGUAUUUUUUUAGAACAAUAAGUGUUAAGUGAAUUUAAUUAUAACAAUAAUCAUACGCGAAAUUAGAAUCAGUGUUUGUUCGCCGAUAUUAUACGAUAAAAAUGGAAACGUAAUAGUUUUUUAUUUUUAUUUUUUUAUUUUAAAUGUUCGUUUUUCGGUAUAGAAUCAGUGAUUCUUUCAAGAAAAUAAGACAAUUAUCCAUCAUGCAAAGAGAAAUAGGAAAAUCACAACCAGAAGCAUGGAUCUGGAGGCGAAGCCCCAGCAAGAAGGCUUUCUCGAGUUGGAGGAACGGAGUAUCAUCGAGAAGGAGGAGUCGUCGAAUCGACGAAUAUUGGAUGGCGAAGAAUCGCUGGAUGAGAAUUUGAUCGAGCCGAGGACGAUCAAUUUGAACGAAGUUGCGUGGCACGAUACGAUCGACAGUUGUUGGAUCGUGAUUCGAGAUUUUGUGUACGAUUGCACGGAUUUCUUGAAAAGCCAUCCCGGUGGAUCCGACGUGAUACUCGAAUACGCUGGCAGAGACGCGACCUUGGCCUUCAUCGGCACUGGACACUCGUCCGCGGCGAUUCACAGCUUAAAGAGGUACCUCAUCGGUGAACUUCCGGUUGAGGAGAGGAUCUUUCGUGUCCCGAACGGCCUGAAAAUUUCUGCAUCUUAAUAUCUCGAUA
Molecule: messenger RNA, 1122 nt
Organism: Apis florea (little honeybee)
Lineage: Eukaryota; Metazoa; Arthropoda; Insecta; Hymenoptera; Apidae
Product: cytochrome b5
Cellular component (GO): membrane; intracellular membrane-bounded organelle
Molecular function (GO): heme binding
Source: RefSeq, a predicted model, not a curated record